GUCAACUAACAAAUUUAAAGUUUGUUUCGAUAUUUCGUGAUAUAUUUUGUUUAAUUUAAGAGACUUAAAUAAUAUUUUCACGAUGCAAGCAUUUCUAAAAACUGGUAAAAUAUCAAGUGCAGAUAAACCUUCUUCAUCUGGAGUCAAAUCAGUAAAAAAGAAACCUCCAGCGCCAUGGGUUGAAAAAUACCGGCCUAAAACAAUAGACGACAUCGUUGAUCAAGCAGAGGUUGUACAAGUUCUUCGCGAGUGCUUGGCGGGAGGAGACCUACCGCACUUGUUGUUCUAUGGUCCGCCAGGUACAGGCAAAACGAGUGCAAUUCUCGCAGCUGCGCGUCAGCUCUUCGGGGAUAUUACUCGUGAUCGCGUCCUUGAACUUAACGCAUCAGAUGAACGUGGUAUCCAAGUGAUAAGAGAUAAAGUUAAAUCAUUUUCACAACUUACAGUCAGCAGUACAAGGCCCGAUGGUAGGCCAUGCCCCCCCUACAAGCUGGUGAUACUAGAUGAAGCGGACUCUAUGACGACAGCGGCACAGGCAGCGCUGCGUCGGACCAUGGAAAAAGAGACUCGCACAACUCGUUUUUGUCUCAUUUGCAACUACGUCUCUAGAAUCAUACCACCUAUUACAAGCAGAUGUUCUAAAUUUAGAUUUAAACCACUUGCAAGAGAAAAUGUUAUAAAGAGACUACGGGAUGUUUGUGAAGCAGAAGGUGUAGAUGUAGGCGAUGGUGAGAUCUUACAUGAGGCAGUUGACACAUGUGAAGGUGACUUGCGUCGUGCACUCACAGCUUUACAGUGCUGCCAACGCUUAAUUGGAAAGAUAACCUCUGAUGGAUUAAUUGAGGUAACAGGGCUUGUGCCUCAAAAACUGACCGAUGAGUACCUCGGCAUCAAAAACUACAGUGAAUUAGAGAUAUUUGUUGAAAAUUUCCUCAUGGAAGCAUAUUCAGCGUCACAGCUCUUGGAACAACUGAGCGCUACCGUGGUGAAGGCUGGUCAUCUCACCAACAAACAGAAAUGCGUUAUAAGUGAAAAAGUCGCCGUGUGCUCGUAUCGGCUGCUGGACGGCGGCGCGGAAGUCAUGCAAUUGACUGAUUUAGGUUGCACGAUAAUUAUGGCAAAUAAUGAUCCAUAAUUAUUAUUCCAUUAUAAAUUCACAUUUUGGUGUUAUUUCGAAGGUAAUUUCAUGAGCGAAUUAUGUUUAUCAAAUAAGGAAAAAUAAUGUUUGUUAAUCAGGGAUUCUUAAAGGAAUACUAUGUACAGUCAGCAUCAAAAUGUAUACAUUUUUGAUUUAUUGUUUUGAAUUCAUGGCUUAAUACCAAAACUACCAAUUAUGAAAUAUAUUGUAGAACAUAUAAAACUAUUAAUAUUAAGUUUUUAUAUUCGUUAGAAUAUACCAGUAUUCCGAUGACUUUCAUAUGUUUGAAAACAGUGCGAAUAUCUCGAGAACUAAGGCACUAGUGACGUCAUAUUUGUUAUUUUUGAUCAUCAUGAGCUAGCCUGCCAGCAAGUACAGGGCCGGAUCUAACAUAUGGCUUUUUGAGCUUCAGGCCAGGGCCCCGUGGAUUCAAGGGGGCCCCAGCUAAGUUAAGUCAAAG
Vanessa atalanta (red admiral) is the source of this 1598-nucleotide messenger RNA. Its product is annotated as replication factor C subunit 4. Gene Ontology annotation, biological process: DNA-templated DNA replication; DNA repair. Gene Ontology annotation, cellular component: DNA replication factor C complex; nucleus. The transcript is spliced from 6 exons. NCBI's taxonomy places the organism in Eukaryota, Metazoa, Arthropoda, Insecta, Lepidoptera, Nymphalidae. Gene Ontology annotation, molecular function: ATP binding; DNA binding; ATP hydrolysis activity. The record is from RefSeq and is a predicted model, not a curated record. Bases 83 to 1135 code for a protein of 350 amino acids.